AUGGCGCAGACUGUUCAGAACACCGUACCUGCCCCUGACCUAGGCAUUCCUCUGUCUCCCCACACCGUUGAUGUUUCCAUCAUCAACACCAACAGCACCGUCCAAGGGGUUUCGGCCCAUCUAUUUUUCACCCCGCCCCUGCAAGGUUACGACUGGCUGGGGGUGCCCGUCUUCUCCUUCUUGAUACAGCACCCAGGGCUGAACCGCUCCCUGAUCUUCGACCUUGGCAUCCGCAAGGACUGGGAGAAUCUGAGCUCACCAGUCCUGUCGCGGAUCAAAGGCGGAGGAUGGACUCUGCGCGUAGAGAAAGACGUGCACGAGAUUCUCGAGGAGGGAGGGGUUAAUCCGAACAGUAUCAAAGCCAUCGUCUGGAGCCACCAUCACUUCGACCACACCGGCGACCCCAGCAAGUUUCCCCCUUCCACCUCGCUCAUCGUCGGACCAGGCUUCACAAAGGCCAUGCUCCCAGGCUAUCCGAUAAACCAGAACUCACCCAUCCUCGAAAGCGACCUGGCCAACCGCGCCCUCAUCGAGCUGGAUUUCUCACCAGAAGAUAACAACUCCGGACCCUUCAGGGCCCACACCAUAGGCCGCUUCCAGGCACUAGACUACUUCGGCGACGGCUCCUUCUACCUCCUCGGCACGCCAGGCCACACAACAAGCCACAUCGGCGCCCUCGCCCACCCAGACUCCUUCAUCCUUCUCGCCGGCGACGCAAUCCACCAUGUAGGCGAGAUCCGCCCAAGCCAGUACCUCCCCCUGCCCGACCAACCCUGCCCGGAGUCGAACCCGCACCCGCUGGACUCGCAUUACCCUUGUCCCUGCGGCGAGGUCUUUGAAGACGCCAUCUUCCGCGGGCGGGGCCGUGCGAAGGACCAGCCGAUCUGGGACCCGGUCGGACUGAAGGAAGGCGAGGAAUCGUUGCAUGAUGGCGCUCAUGAGGUGAUGCAUACCGCAGAGAAGCUGCAGGCGUGGGACGCGCAGGAUCAUGUGCUCCUUGCCGCGGCACAUGACGAGUCGCUGUUGUUUGAUGAACGAGUUUGUGGAGCAUGCCUUUGGGUGAGGCAGAGGUGGCGGUUUUUGAGGGACUUUGCGCGGCCGGUUGGGAAGGAAGACCAUGAGGUUGUGAGGAGACGCGAUUGGGGUCCUCCUGGACAUGAGAAUGCGGGGGAGAAGGGGGAGAAAGCGUAA
Molecule: messenger RNA, 1191 nt
Organism: Chaetomium strumarium
Lineage: Eukaryota; Fungi; Ascomycota; Sordariomycetes; Sordariales; Chaetomiaceae
Product: beta-lactamase-like protein
Exons: 3
Coding region: 1-1191 (396 amino acids)
Source: RefSeq, a predicted model, not a curated record